AUGACCGACAAGGUGGUUGUUGCCACGCCGUGGAGACUGGCUGCUCGCCAGGUAGCCAAGUUGUCCACCACGGCGCAAUUUUACUGGUUUCUCUCGCAUCUUUUGUCGCUUACUUUUUUGGUUGUCCAUACCGCGGUCGCCACAGUCCGUGGACCUCGUUCGCCCACGGCUUUGCGCUACUACAACUACUCGAUCACGUCCACGAUCCUGACCUAUGCCAUUGUGCUCAGACAGACGUACAAAGCACGGCCCAUCAGUUUUGUGUUUGCACGGCCACUUAGUCUGCUGCGGGACGAUAACGUCCAGUACUUUCUAUUGGCGGUGAUAUUCCGUGUGUUCUCGAAAAAACACGGCAACUCGUCCACAUUGUACCCGUUCGCAGUGUACGCUUUCUUCCACUGUCUGGGAUACAUCAAUGCCAACAUACUGCGGUAUCUGCCGUUUUUGUCCAAAGAGCAGAAAUCAACGUACUCCACGCUGAUCGCCCAAUUUGUCAAAACAUACGGCGAACAGUCGUCGCUCGUGGCUGCACACACCGAAGUUCUGCUGGUGACGGCUUAUAUUUUGCCGGUUGCAAAAAUGGUUCUUCUGUUGCAGAUCAUCCGUCCUAAUUAUCUUGUGCAAAACGUGCAGGUGCUGUUCCUGCUAAGCGUGGUGGUGAUCUUCAACAAGCUCCGGUUCGACCAGUCCAAGUACACCCGUGCACUGGUGACACAGUACGACGCACGAAUCAACACCAUGCUCGCAAUGCCUGUGAUCCCACCGGCAUUGCAAAACGCCUACUUCGCACUCCGCCAGUCCAUCAUCGCCCAGCUGAGCAAGAUCAACUUGCCAGUGCAGCCGAAAUGA
Ogataea philodendri is the source of this 849-nucleotide messenger RNA. RefSeq lists its product as uncharacterized. Gene Ontology annotation, cellular component: endoplasmic reticulum. NCBI's taxonomy places the organism in Eukaryota, Fungi, Ascomycota, Pichiomycetes, Pichiales, Pichiaceae. Gene Ontology annotation, biological process: membrane organization; endoplasmic reticulum tubular network organization. The transcript has a single exon. The coding region runs from base 1 to 849 and encodes 282 amino acids. The record is from RefSeq and is a predicted model, not a curated record.